Anopheles coluzzii is the source of this 11461-nucleotide messenger RNA. RefSeq lists its product as uncharacterized. The transcript has 3 exons. Gene Ontology annotation, molecular function: protein binding; signaling receptor complex adaptor activity. The coding region runs from base 1315 to 3360 and encodes 681 amino acids. The record is from RefSeq and is a predicted model, not a curated record. Gene Ontology annotation, cellular component: heterotrimeric G-protein complex; cytoplasm. Gene Ontology annotation, biological process: G protein-coupled receptor signaling pathway. Lineage: Eukaryota; Metazoa; Arthropoda; Insecta; Diptera; Culicidae.
CAACCCCUGUUUGAUCAUCAUUUCCACUGGUGGUGGAGAGAGAGAGAGGAGGGGUGCUGUCGGAAAAGUGCAUCACCAUCAUUAUCAUCAUCAUCAUCGUCAUGAUCAUCUCGCCAAACGUCACGAGAGUGUGAACUAUCUACAUCAUCGUCCUAAUUCCAGGCCGAAAGCUGUUGCCUGGAAUCGUUGGAGCAUAUUUAGAAUCAGUGUGAAACUCCACCCUCCCCCCCAUAACUCGAUCUCCGACAGGGUGUGUAUGUGUGUGUUAGUGUGUACAUUUAAUAAUCUCUCACGAAAUCGUGCUACAGCGGGGGCUGCUGGCAGGGCGGAGCAGAAAAGUAAAUCGAAUAAUCGGCAUUGAAGAUAGUGAUGAAGUGAUAUACACGGUGUAAAGGGUGUAUUUGUGCGUGUGUGUGUAAAGUAGGCUGUGCAGCAAAGAUCCACCAGUAUCUGUGUGUGCGCGCGGGCGCGGGCGCACGGGGUUUAAUAAUUGGCUUUGCGUGAAUCGCAGUGUGCGUAAGCGUGUAGGUGUGUUGCGCGCGCGCGCGCCACUGCGCUAGUGUGUGUGCAUGUACCAAUUGUGUGUAUGUGUUUGUGUGUGUGUGUGUGUUCGCAUCCGCUCAGCGGAUAUAGAGUGUGUCAGGCCGAUUUACGCGCUGCAUCCGCGGUAAGGGUGCAGCGUGAAAGAGAGAGAGAAAGAGAGGGGGAGAUAUCCCUCCAGCACAAGUGCAACCAUUCCCGCCCCCGAGAGAGGGUUAGAGAGUUUGUAUGCUGUCGAUCGCUAGAUUAGUGCCAUUACGCGCUUUUCGGAAGGGUGUUGCAUUCCCAUCCUCCCUCACCUCCCUCCCUCCCUCCUCCUACAACAAUAUACAGUCGGGGUGCGUGUGAGUGUGUCUCGUCUUCCCUACACCGCUGCCAUCUCCCUUCAGCCCAGUGGCGACGGGCAAUUGAGAGCUACAGCGGCAGGAGAGGGGGGUUUAAUUGAUCCACAGUGAGGAAAUACAGCCCCCCUUCCGUCUCUCCUUCCUAUUUUCUCCCUUCCCACGUCCAUUGCGUGAGUGAGUGAGCAAGUGCGUGCGUGUCUCUAGGUUGAUCACCAUCCCCCACCCCCUUGCGCGCGUCAGAUUGUGGGCACGGGCGAUGCAAAGGCAAAGGAGGCUGGCACCGUAGCAGUCCCAGCAGCCCGAGCCAAAGCAAACAUUAGCAAAACACGGCAAGAGUGUGACGACACGAGAGGAGGAGGUGUAGAACCGUAGUAGUGUGAGUACACCGUCACCACCCACUACCACCACCUGAUCGACAACAGGCGACAGCAUGAACGAAAUCGAAGCGCUGCGUCAGGAGGCGGAAACGCUCAAAAAUGCGAUCCGCGACGCGAGGAAGGCGGUGUGCGACACGUCCAUCCUGCAGGCGACGGCACAGCUGGAAGCCGUCGGUCGCAUCCAGCUUCGGACGCGCCGCACGCUCCGGGGCCACCUGGCGAAGAUCUACGCGAUGCACUGGGGCAACGAUUCGCGCUACCUGGUGUCGGCCUCGCAGGACGGCAAGCUGAUCGUGUGGGACUCGCACACGACCAACAAGGUGCACGCGAUCCCGCUGCGCUCCUCCUGGGUGAUGACGUGCGCGUACGCCCCGUCCGGCAACUAUGUGGCGUGCGGCGGGCUGGACAACAUCUGCUCGAUCUACAAUUUGAAGACGCGCGAGGGCAACGUGCGCAUUGCGCGCGAGCUCGGCGGACAUACGGGCUACCUGUCCUGCUGCCGGUUCCUCGACGACAACCAGAUCGUGACGAGCUCGGGCGACAUGUCCUGUGCGCUGUGGGACAUCGAGACGGGCCAGCAGACGACAUCAUUCCAGGGGCAUACCGGGGACGUGAUGGCGCUGUCGCUGGCCCCGCAGGGCAAAACGUUCGUGUCGGGCGCGUGCGACGCGAAGGCGAAGCUGUGGGACAUCCGCGAGGGCCAGUGCAAGCAAACAUUCCCGGGCCACGAGAGCGAUAUCAAUGCGGUGGCGUUCUUCCCGAACGGGUUCGCGUUUGCGACGGGCUCGGACGAUGCCACCUGCAGGCUGUUCGACAUCCGGGCCGACCAGGAGCUGGCCAUGUACUCGCACGACAACAUCAUCUGCGGCAUCACGUCCGUGGCGUUCUCGAAGUCAGGCCGGCUGCUGCUGGCGGGCUACGAUGACUUCAACUGCAACGUGUGGGAUACGAUGAAGGCGGAACGGGCGGGCAUACUGGCCGGACACGACAACCGCGUGUCCUGCUUAGGCGUGACCGAGAACGGUAUGGCGGUGGCGACAGGGUCCUGGGACUCGUUCCUGCGCGUGUGGAACUCGAUGAACGAGCUGGAGGCGCUGCGGCAGGAGGCGGAAACGCUGAAGAAUGCGAUCCGGGACGCGCGGAAGGCGGCCUGCGACACGUCGCUCGUCCAGGCGACGAACAAUCUCGAACCGAUCGGCCGGAUACAGAUGCGCACCCGGCGCACGCUCCGGGGCCAUCUGGCGAAGAUCUACGCGAUGCACUGGGGGAGCGACUCGCGCAACCUGGUGUCGGCCUCGCAGGACGGCAAGCUGAUCGUGUGGGACUCGCACACGACCAACAAGGUGCACGCGAUCCCGCUGCGCUCCUCCUGGGUGAUGACGUGCGCGUACGCCCCGUCCGGCAACUUUGUCGCGUGCGGCGGCCUGGACAACAUCUGCUCGAUCUACAAUCUGAAGACGCGCGAGGGCAACGUGCGCGUGUCGCGGGAGCUGCCCGGCCACACGGGCUACCUGUCCUGCUGCCGGUUCCUCGAUGACAACCAGAUCGUGACGAGCUCGGGCGACAUGUCGUGCGGGCUGUGGGACAUCGAGACGGGCCAACAGUGCACCUCGUUCCUGGGGCACACCGGCGACGUGAUGGCGCUGUCGCUGUCGCCCCAGUGCCGGGUGUUUGUCUCCGGGGCGUGCGACGCCUCGGCGAAGCUGUGGGACAUCCGCGAGGGCCAGUGCAAGCAGACGUUCCCGGGCCACGAGAGCGACAUCAAUGCGGUCACCUUCUUCCCGAAUGGGCACGCGUUUGCGACGGGCUCGGACGAUGCCACCUGCAGGCUGUUCGACAUCCGGGCCGACCAGGAGCUGGCCAUGUACUCGCACGACAACAUCAUCUGCGGCAUCACGUCCGUGGCGUUCUCGAAGUCGGGCCGGCUGCUGCUGGCGGGCUACGAUGACUUCAACUGCAACGUGUGGGACACGAUGAAGGCGGAACGGGCGGGCAUAUUGGCCGGACACGACAACCGCGUGUCCUGCUUAGGCGUGACGGAGAACGGAAUGGCAGUGGCGACAGGGUCCUGGGACUCGUUCCUGCGCGUGUGGAACUAAGCGCCAAACCUGUUGCGCUGUCUCCACGGAGGUACGGUAAGAUCGGGCCAGGACAAUGUCGGACAGCAUAAAAACGCGUACAGCCAUUCAGAAAUGAGUACCGUUUAGUGGUAGUCGUAGUGCGAUUGAGUGUACGAAGUAGCUGGAGUACGAGGAAAGUAUCCGCGCUCAUCUCCCCGCAUUCUCCUUUGCAAAAAAACAGAAGAACUAAUUGCAAAAAAACAGGUCAGGUUAUUGUUUUCUCUCCACUGGCUGGAUGGUUUAUUGUGCAAGCCGAUUUAAAACGAAACAAACAAAACGAAAAACAACAAACCUAGUGCAUAGAGAACGUUCUAACCAUUCUGCCAUUGAUUGGUUUUGCUUUCCUAUUUGUUUUUGACCAAUAUAUUUAGCAAUUUCGAAGGAAUCAACUAACAAAAACACAGAACAAAAAAAAAAGGCAUAGAUGCUUCACAUGUUUGUCUCAGCGUGUUGUACCGCAACACUCUAGCCUCUGCAGCAUCGUAGUAGGCACACGAGCACACGGUGUAUGACAGUAGGACAGUGCUUCCAAUGGCAACAGGCUGGCCCGCUACUGCUACGUAGUGUGACAGCCGCUGCCGGUGUAACGCCCGUUUCAAAGCGGACGGCGCUUUGAGAAAAAGUAUGUUUAGGUUACAGUUUCGUUUUGUAUCUUUUUGGCUUCUGUAACGGUAGUUCUAGCAACAAACUAGUUGGUCGAUGUUUCAAGCUUGUUUGUCGCCAUUUAUUAAUUAUUUUUUACAAAAUCCAAAACUUAUUUUUUUCUAAAUUUCUCACACAAACGGCAUAAGGCAUGAGAAUUGGUAUUUAUAAAAAAAAACAAAAAAAAAGCUUCUUAAUUUCCGGAUUGGGGUUUAAAGAAUUACAUUUCCAAAAUUUAUAAAAAAAAAAUACAAAACACACACAAAUUGGAACCAUUCUAAUUGAUUUUCAAACGAAUUCCCCAAGUAGCGCCAGUGGCACGGUGUGAGCAAUUAGUUCAGUGGGACGUCCCUCUGAUAGCGAAGUCUAGACCAACUACAAUCUCCUCUUCUUAACAGACGAUUUUUCUACGAGCCUCCGAGCUGACCCCGGAGGCACAACCCGGUUUCUAUGCAAACUUUUUAAACUCAAAAACCAAUUUUAUACAACCAACAAAACACGACCAAAACAAAGGGCAAACUUAAGCAAACACUGAAAACCCACACCACCCACCCUGUGAACAAUCAAGCGACCAAAAGCAGAUACUAAUCACGUACACAACCAACACCAGAGUAUCAUCCCUAAGUACACGGACACAUACAUAAGACAGUGGCUUGCAUGAAAUCAUACAGAAAAAAUAGAGCAAACGAUAACGUUAUAAGAGAGAGAGAGAGAAAUACAAAUACACACACACAUUAACGGAGUUGAAAUGGAAGGCCGUUUUGGGGGCGCCCAUAAAUUGGUUCGACUCCGCUGUGUGUGUGUGUGAGGACCGUGAUUUUUUUUUUUCAUUCUCAAAUAUCUCCUCGCAAGAAACCAUUCUUUUCAUAAAAAAUACGCUCAAUUUUCCGCCCAACAAACCCUAACUGUCCCUUUUCCCUGUUGCAAGAGAUGAAAGAAUUAUCCCUGGUAGCUCUAGUGGUCAUCCUUUCGUCUCACGCGUCCCAGCGUUACGUUACUUUUCCGUGACGCACCUGUAACCGCUUUCAGUAACGCAUCCCGUAACGCCACGGACUGUUAUGCUUAGUGCUGUGGUAUCGCUCCCUCGCACCGUUAGUCUGCUGCUGGCAGGCAUUUGUUGUUGCUUCAAUCGAUGGUGUGUGUGUGUGUGUGUGCACGAAUGGGUGAGAAGAGGUGAGAAGGAAUCGUUCCCAUUCCUAGCAAAACGCCUGUCUCGCGCCCGUUCGCACCACCAACCUUCCCAAGCUCCCUCUCCCGGUCGCGCAUUUUGACGCACAUGCGUACGAGAACGCAGUGUGAAAUGGACCGUCGGUUUUUUUGGUACGUGCACGUCUUCAAGUCGUUUUUGUUGUUGUUGUUGCGUGCGUGCGUUCGCAUGAUGGCCCUUCCCCGUGUGGAAAGGUGUACAGAGAACUUAAUUUUUGCUUCCCAAACAUUGCUGGUGUGUGGUCCAAGUGUGGUUCAAGUGUGCAGUUGGUUUGGCACGCACCAUUUUCGAUCCGCUUGGUAUACAUGGACAUCAGUCUCUCUGCCAGUCUCAGCCAGAAGGGGACUUAGUUUGGUACCACUGAGAUCCUGGACUCAAUCCUGGCUGAUAGCGUUAUUUUGGUAACGUACCUGGUGAGCGAGGGGUAACGAUACUGCCUUAUUCCAGAAUAUGUUACGUUUUCGGUAACGUUUGCUCUCACCUUAGUAUACAAUUAUGCAAACACCUUCCGAGUUGGUGACCGUGGUUGUACUACCUCAACUGAAGGCGUUUGACUGGACGACUUUUUAGUUUACUAACACACUAACACACACAGCCAUAUAAAGAAUAGCAUUUUUUGGAUGCGUUAGCUCUUUUGCGUUACAAUUAUGUGUCACCUAUGUUUACUGCAUUCACACAUAUAAAGAAACACACAAACACACAGACAUCCAUUUCUAGUUGUACAACAACCUAAUAUACAGAAACCAAAGUAAAAGAGCUGGUGAAAGAGCUGGGCGCGGCUGUCUCGCCAGACAAACAAGGUGGGUAAUAAGGCUACAAAAGCCUGCCUUCCACCACUCCAAUGCUUUCGUGCUGUCACUGCGAUGGAGGAAUGCACCCGUUGCAUCCCGAUCGGAAGGGCUAUUAUCUCAAUCGUGCAAGUGGCCAACUCCAUCCGCCAUUCUCACUGCGAGAGGCUCACUGGGAGAAUGGUGGAACAGUUCGGAUAUUCACACACCUUCGAUUGAGAUAAAUUUCGAUUGGCGCAAGUGUGCACCUUCGUGUGGACAUCGUUGGUUAUCGUUCUGGUCUGCAGCAGUGGUGAUUGCGGUAACCGAAGCUGAAUGCUGAUGCUGCCGCCACAUCGAUAGAUCAUACUCAGAACAAGCAAACAAGCAAACCAACAAAAACCACACUGUAGGCUCCAGUGGGGGUUGGUUUUGUUUUUUUUUGAGUGGAGGAACGAUCAAACCGAUGAUGAAGCGGUGGUAGUAGACAUGGAAAAGGGGGUAUAGGGGUGUAAGGUACCGAUCCACCCAUCCUGCCUAUUCCAGCCUGCCCACAAAUACAAGGCCUGUUUGUGGGAGGGUCUAGUGUUGGAUAGAAGCAGCCGCAGCGAGACAGCAAAGAAGAGGAGAAGCAGGAUCAACAGUAGCGAUAUAUAUGUUGUAUUAUGUGUACCGAUUACCGAUGUAUCCAUAUACGUGUUUUUUAUGUUGUUUUUUUCGUACUAUAUACUAAGACGUACAACUAUGCAGGGAGGUAGAAAGAUGGAAAGAAUGAGAGCGAGAGAACGAAGAGAGGGAAAAAAAAAACUAAAUGUGGAAAAUUAGCGGAACCAAUAGCGUAAUAUGCAUAAAAUCUCAAACCCCCCCAAAGCAAUCAUAACGAAGAAGAAGAAGAAGAAGAAGAAGAAGAAGAAGAAGAAGAAGAAGAAGAAGAAGAAGAAGAAGAAGAAAAAGAAAGCUAAGAAACUGAAAACAAAACAUACAUCACAAUAACAAACAAAGUAAAAAGCCACAAAAAAGAGAAACGAACGAAACAAGCACACACAGAACAGAAGUGCAGAAACAAAAACGGAAGAAGCAAACAAAUGCCAUUCUCGAAGCCGUACAAUUAUGCCAUUGUUAGAUUAAUGUAUGUGUGCAUCGUUUGCCUUGUUAAGUUUACAUCUGCUGUUUGGCAGCGGAUGCGCGCUACUCAAAGUAUUAUUCGUAUUUAGUAUUGUAUUGAGCGUUUUUAGUACAACCGGUUUUGCUCCUCGAGUUUUAGUACAUUAAGCUAUUAACGAUCAUUUCUCAUUGUUCAUAAGACAUCGUUGUCUUACUUAAUUCACUUCGGUAGUGUUAUGUUAGUAGUAGCAAACAUGGAACAAUUAAUCGAAAUUUCCAAAACAAAAAUGCCAUUUUCCAUUUUUGAUAAUUGAAAAAACCCAAUCGGCCAACAGUUGAAAUUGUUAGAGCAUUACUUUGUUUCAUUUACUAAGCCCGUUUAGGUUGUUAUUUGUGAUCGCGUUCUACCUUUCCUUUCGGCUGUGAAACCAUUGCGUACGAGAAGUAUAUUAGUAUGUGGAAAUAUGUUCGUACUUGUGCUAGGGGCACUCUAGCACAGACGAUCCAAAAAUUCCCUCAAUAUUUCCUCCACCUUCAUCCCUUCUCACCUCCUCCCCACUCCCACCACUCCAUAAGUGUUUCGAGUUUAUUGUUGUUUCUUUGUCGUUUUUUUGCUGGCACACCUUCAUCGCAACAAAAGCGAAACCGAUGCAGCAGAAUGACCGGCCGUGUACCGUCUGGCUAAGAGGCUCAGUUACAGUUCGGUAGUCGGUCGGUCCUAUCCUGCUGCUUGGCAAAAUAAAAUAACAAAGAGAAAAAAAGGGAGAAAAUCUCUGCCCCUGCCUUCGGCACAGCACCUCAUCACACCUUUUAUCGCUUGAAUAUACAAACUAAGGGGCUCAUUUUCAAUCGAUGAAAGGGAAAGGGCCAAAGUAAAUGCAGAAAGCAGAAGAAAGAGAGAGAGAGAGACAAAAAUCUCAAAAAUCAGAGAAGAUCAGAAUGCAAUCCAGUGUGUGUAAAAUCGAUAGGCUCACGUAAUUUAUAUCACUCGAUUGCUGCACAUCGCAAUGAAACAGACCGACAGGAGGACUUUGGCCCUUUGUGUGCUUUGGCUGCAGGCAGGAGACAUGGGAUUUUCACCUCGUAGUAACGGCACAACGUUAGUUGUGUUCGAACAACAAAUUUGUCUCGAUGUGCUUUGUAAAGGGUUUUUGUUUUGUUUCUGUUACAAUAUUGUGUUGGUUUUGCCCAUGUUCCCCUAAAAUGGUGGCGGGAAGGGGCAGGCUCAACGAAUAUACCUCCCCCUUAUACACGAAAAGAAGGAACGUAAGAAAAGCGGGGAAAGUAAAAACAAAUUGUUGUCGUUGCUUAUUUGUUCAUUCCGACGGUGUAUAUGGUUUUGAACGAAGUUUUUUGUGUCAAUGGAGAAGAAAAUGUGCAAGCGUGUAACUCCCACAAAAACUACACUGUGCGCACUACGGAACGGCAAUCUCCGCUCUGAGGCGGUAGAACAUGGAGAAGCAAGAACAAACAAAAAAAAUCAUUCAAUACUACAGCUACACAAAACAUAACCAGCCACGCCACAAAAUCACAGCAAUGAGAAAUGAGAAAACCCUUUGGCUUGAAAUAUGAACUUCCAUCUCAAGAGAGAUACAGUAACGUCGCACAAAAGUGCACUCAAAACAGAUAUACAUCCCCCCAUUGCAUCGCACUUAUCCCAACAACACAUACACAAAUUCAUUUCUAAUCAAACCAAAUGAAAGAAAGAAAGUGAAACAAACAAACAAACGCCAUACACUGCCUAAUUUCACAUAGUCUCAAUGUAAUAAAUGCAAAUAUAAAACGAAAAUAUCAUGCAAAGAGAGAAAGAGAGAGCGAAAGAGAGGAAAAGAUAAACAAGAAUCACAUUUUGGUGCAUCUCCAACAAAAAAGACGGAAGAAAACGGCGUGUGCAAACUACUUGUACUAAAUGUGUGACAACUAGAAUAUUCAAGUAGUAGAAAUGAUGAAAAAAAAACAUAAACAAGCAAAAAAGAACCAAAAAGGCGAGCAGCACCAAGAUCUAAGCAGCACGCUCUACAGAUGUGACAAAAUAAAAGCAAAUGUAAGUCGCACAAUGCAUCCUCUACUAUCGCGCACAAUACAACAAAAAGAGACAGAGGAAGACAGAGAGCACAAAAGCAGUCGAAGUCGCACAUGAACCAAUGGGAUUCGUUCUGUGUAACGUAACGAUUCCGGUGCAAUUUACGUUACUUUCCCUCCUUUGAUUUUGAUUUCUGAACAUUUGUAAUGGCUAACUAGCUCUAACAUGCUGGGGUUACGCUGUUAGUGUCUAUUAGCGUUACAUACCGCGUGCAGAGCGUUACCGGCGUCACCAUGCAGCGUUACAUCAGUUGCAUGGUUGCGUUAGUUUCUCCGUCGCGCGCUGGCGCUCGAAAGAUUGUUUGCUGGAAUAAGCAGUGCCAGGGAAUAGCCCGUGGAACUCUCUCCCACUCUCCAUGGUGAAGAGACUUCCGGUGCUGCCGCCACGUUCGCAUUCGCACCAACGGAUAAUGGCUCCGACGGGUGACGGGUCACGAGGGCGAUGCCGCCCCUUCUACCGUGUCCUGCUGCGCGGGCACGUUUGGGCUAGUUGCAUCUAGGGGCUUAUGCCGGUCUUUCCGCAGGCUGACCCGGCUGGGCCGUGGCGCGGUUCGGGUAGCUUCCGGAGAGAUUGGUUUUUUAGUAUGCAGCGGAACGGCGUCCACGAUGGGCACGGGCACGGUAGAACAGUGGCGGGAAGGACUCGUGCUCGUGAGGUCACCUUUCGACAUCCGGUGCGCCAAAUGCGCGAAAUGCUGGCAACCGCACCAACAAUCUAUUGACUCGACCAGUGACGGCGACGGUUGACGUUGAAACAGAAGGCGUCAAGAAGAGAAACACACACAUACAAACACUAAUCAAACUACCGAUUACCGGAAACAGGCAACCGGAAUUGCUAGAAAAGGGAAAACAGAGGAACGCACGCACAAAAAGAGAGGAACGCACUGCCCGUACAUGUGUAUAUGUUUUCUGCGUUGCGUGGUGCGGGUGUACGUAACGCCAACGCCCGACUUCCCCCUUUGGUGGAGCGGUUUCUGCUUCCUUUCAACGUUUACCGUUUUGCGUUACCGUUUUGCUGAUGCCCCCAUCAUUCCCCUCCACGAUGGAACGGUGGAAUCAUAUCGAAAGAGAACACAAACAACCAAACAAAAAAGUCGAAAAACAGACAGAUUUGCACGCACAAUAUGAUGCAAGAAUGAUGAAAUUUCAAUUUUAUGCUUUAAAAAAAAAAACAGAAGAAGUAUACAAAAGGGUACGACCACAUCGGGAAGAAUAGACAUUGUUUCGCUAAAAAGUAGCGAAAAAAAAGGAGAAAGAAACAAUGGAUACUAAAUGAAGAUCACAUCCAGGUGUACCCAAACGGCACAGCAUAUGGAACCACAAAUAACCACAUAAAGUGCGUUUAGGAUAAAAUCAAACCAAACCAAAACAAAAAGAAACUCUGUAGCAAAGAAUCAGAUAAAAGACCGAUACCCUGCUAAGCGUUGAAGUGCAUGAUUUGAAGCGUGUGCAGGACGUUGCGCACUCACUGUUCAGCACAGUUUAGUGCUAGAAAUGCACACAAAACAACAGGAAAACACACAAACACAAAUGUGUAGCAGGAACGGAAACCAAUACCAAAAUUCGGCGAGUGGAGGGAGAAAUGCCACCCGAACCGGGAAGAAAAACUGCAUUGUGCGCAUAAUAUAGACGGUUAGAGAGAAACGCAGGGAAGCAGAGGAAACCUAAAUCUAAUUCUAAUGUAAUUCUUAGGGGCUUUUGAACUAGCGUGUGUAAUAAUGGUGGCGCUAUUUGUACAAUUUAUGUUACACCAUCACCCGAAUUACGAAUACGAUGAAGUACGAGGGAAUGAAGCGAGAAGAGCAACAGCGCAAAAUUGUGCAAAAGGCGAAACAAUGCGAUGCUCGCGAACUCAUGAAAAACCGAAAAACCGCACGGUGUUUUUUUCCGUAUGGACGACAGCCUGUGGAAGGCGUAGCGCAAUGCGCCUCUGCCUGCCUUAAUCGAUCCAGCGUGUUUUCAUCACGAACGGAAGGUACACGUCUGUCAGUGUGACGUCUUUUAUGGAUCUUUUUUUUGUUGUUGUAUCAAACUUUUAACCAGUUUUAGUUAUCAAUUACAAACUGUUUAAUUUGUUUCUUAUGAAUUGUCGUACGUAGCAGAAUUUAGAAUCUAAUUCACAUUAUACUAUAGUUAACAUUGUUUCGUUGAAAGCAAUUGAUUCAAUUUAUUAAAAUUCCAACCCCGUACCACGGGCUCCUCCAGCAAGUUCAGUGAGAUCGCAUAGACCAAUAUGUAACGCGAGCACAAGACAUCCAAAUGCACAAUGCGCGCUGAG